AUCAUAGGAAAAUAUCAAUCCAAACAAGCCUACACGAUAGUUUUUCCCAAACUAAACCCAAACCCCUAGCCACGUUUCCCUCUCAAAACUCGGAGGCAGAGCACAGAACACACAGCCGCGCCCCAACACAACAACCCCCCCUCCCCCGCGCCAGUCUGUUGUGAGGAGAAUAUCAGAAGCAGCAGCUCGUCUCCGCCGCUGCGUCUGGUCCAGCCCUCGCCCCCCGCAGUUCGUCCAUUCUUUCACGUUGCAACAUCGCCCUCAGGCACGCCACUGUCCACAUCAUCCGUUGCCGCACCUCUAGCCAUCACCUCUGCUGCUCAAGGCUAUUCCUCACUUGAAAAGGUGGGAAAAGAAGAAAAAGAAGAAGUUAUCUUGAUGCUCAAACAAUGCAGUCUCAUUAUAAUUCAUUUCCUUCGCAAAAUUCCAACCAAAUCCAAUCCAACAAUAGCAUUGCUCCAGUUCAGGGUUUCCCAACGAAUCCUUCUCUUGUGAAUUUAUGCAACAUGUUGCAAAAUUCUAUGCCAGUUCAACCUCAAUUGGGUAUUGUCAAUCCUCAAAUUCCAAUUCCUUUCAACAAUUCCAGUACCAUUAUGCCAAAUAUGCCACCUUUGAUCAUCCAGCAACCUGGCUUUGUUAAUCAACUGGGUAUACCUCAAAUGGGUUUUGCUCCACAAACCAAUAUGAAUGCCAUCCCAAUGUUUGUGAAUCAACUGAUCCCAGGUCAACCUCAAGGCCAACCAUUUGCCUUUAAUUUGCCUCAGCAGCACCAUCAUAAUAUGGUCUUCCCCAGUCUGCAAAAUAUAAUGCAAAAUCUGAACCCCAUAGUGCCCAUGCAAAUGCCAAAUCCUUCUCAAGCAGAUGGUCCUCAAAAUCCCAGCUUGUUUGCAAAUUCAUUGUUUGUUGGGCAGCAAGGCAAUCUGAAUCAGCAAAAUUUUGUGGAGGAUAAGAGAACUCAGCAAUUACAAGGGAGCUUGCUCACGAUGCCAAAAACUCAAAACUCAAGACCCUCUACUUCAUCCUGUCGGCUGGGUGUUCCUGUUAAUGUUGGCCCAAAUAAUCAUUCAACUUCCAAUUGGAAAAACUUUCCAAGUAAAGACUUCAAAAAGAAUCCGAGGAAAGAGGCGUCAAAAAUGGGAUAUCAGAAGUCCCAAUUCCAUCUUAUGAAUAAUGGAAAGAGAAAGUUUGUGUUAUCUAAUGAACACAAGGGAAAAGGUUUUGGCUAUGAGAGGACAACUAAAUAUGGUCGCACUAAUCCUAUUGAGAAGACGAGGGAAAACAAAAGGUCUCUUGCUUUGAUCUAUACUGAACAAGAAAUCAAACAAUGGCGUGAAGAACGAAGGAAGAAUUACCCGUCAAAUGCAAAUAUUGAGAAGAAGCGCAAUGGAAGACUAACUAACCAUGGGGUUUUCGAUACAGAGGCCAAACAACGUCGAGAGCAACUCAAGGAGAUUUUAGCAAAGCAGGCUGAGUUGGGAGUUGAAGUUGCAGAAAUACCAUCACACUACUUGUCAGAUUCAGAGAAACAAGUAAAUGAAAGGCAAGAUAAUGGAAGGUUUCCCAGUAAGAAAGGUAGACCCUUAAACAAGCAUGACAGAAGAGGAAGAUUUAACAAAAAUGACCGAUUUGUGAAGCAGAAAACAUUAGAAAACAAGGAUUCAUCUAAUACAUUUUCCUUAAACCAAAAGAAGCCAACACUUCUACAGAAGCUUUUGAGUGCAGAUAUAAGGAGAGAUAAGCACCACUUGUUGCAGGUUUUUAGGUUGAUGGCCAUAAACUCUUUCUUUGAGGAUUGGCCGGAAAAGCCUUUGAGAUUUCCUUUGGUGGUAGUCAAGGAAGAUGGUAGGGUGGACAAUCAGCUGGUAGCAGAAAAUUCCUCAUGUACUGGGAAAGAUGUUGAUGGUGAUAAACAAGAUGAAAAAGUGGAGCAAGGGAAAUGUUAUGCUGGGGGAAAAUGUAGCCUUGUUCAGGAAAUUGACAGAACUGAAGGAGAGGAGGGAGAAAUCAUUGACUAGGAUUGCUUGUCUUGUUCCUAUAGGCUUGCAAAAACUAUUUCUUCCUGUAUUUGUUAUUUUACCUCAAGUUUGGACGCAGUUUUUCAACUAUGUGAAUUGGGUUGAUAAAAAGUUCUCUACUUUUUCUUCUUUA
Manihot esculenta (cassava) is the source of this 2148-nucleotide messenger RNA. RefSeq lists its product as uncharacterized. The transcript has 10 exons. Bases 390 to 2015 code for a protein of 541 amino acids. The record is from RefSeq and is a predicted model, not a curated record. Gene Ontology annotation, cellular component: nucleus. Gene Ontology annotation, molecular function: RNA binding. Gene Ontology annotation, biological process: box C/D snoRNP assembly. NCBI's taxonomy places the organism in Eukaryota, Viridiplantae, Streptophyta, Magnoliopsida, Malpighiales, Euphorbiaceae.